AUGUCAGGCUUCAGUUGUGAAGACGAGUUGCAUUCUCAUAACCAUGACCACGGUCACAGUCAUGGCGAUGAUCACGGACAUGGUCAUAACCACGAUCAUGGACAUUCUCAUGAACCACCUGCAGAAACGUUCUCUAACCAGUCCCUAUAUACACAUAUUGACAUGACAAAAGUACAAGUCCUGAAUGGAGUUAGCAAUGAUAGGUCAAGUUUGGUUUCAAAAAGCUUUUUGAAGCCGCAAGAUGAGAAGUAUAAUACUUCCCUUUACUUAGAGUCAGACGCAGACUGUCAAGUGUUACUUCAGAUUCCCUUUACUGCAUCUGUUAAAAUAUUUGCAAUUAUAUUACGAGUUAACAAGGGUGGAUCAGGGUAUAGUACACCAAGACACAUUCAGUUGUAUAAGAACUACAAUAAGAAUUUGGACUUUGAUACCAUAAACGAUCUGAAGGCGGAGUACACCGUCGAGUUUCCAGACAACGUCGGUAUUGAACCAGAUUAUAAUAAUGAAUCAUUAUUUGAUGAUGACACAUUUAUCAAGUUUGACUUGCCAAGGAAUAUCUUCCAGAAUUGUGAGAACUUGACUGUCUUAGUGAAGGAUAACUGGUCGGGUGAUGAGGAUGACCUUAAUAGAUUAUAUUUCUGUGAGUUAAGAGGUGAAGCGACAGGGAAACUAAGAAAUUCAGGAGUUCCAAUUGUUGCAGUGUAUGAGGCGGCUCCGAACCCUGCUGAUGUGAAAUUGGAAUCGCAAACUAUUAAUUACGCCUCGUAA
This is a messenger RNA of Kluyveromyces lactis, 768 nucleotides long. Its product is annotated as PITH domain-containing protein. Bases 1 to 768 code for a protein of 255 amino acids. Gene Ontology annotation, cellular component: nucleus. NCBI's taxonomy places the organism in Eukaryota, Fungi, Ascomycota, Saccharomycetes, Saccharomycetales, Saccharomycetaceae. The transcript has a single exon. The record is from RefSeq and is a predicted model, not a curated record.